Molecule: messenger RNA, 2027 nt
Organism: Equus caballus (horse)
Lineage: Eukaryota; Metazoa; Chordata; Mammalia; Perissodactyla; Equidae
Gene: ASTE1
Product: asteroid homolog 1
Molecular function (GO): nuclease activity
Source: RefSeq, a predicted model, not a curated record
AGGGGGCGGGGAGAAGAGAACAGGCCGGGCAGGUCUGGCUUUUCUAACCUGAUAGAAGCCGUUUCAUAGCGUAGUUUUUUAGCGACCUCGUUGCUCUAGGGCCAGAGCACCUGACCCCCGGCGCAGUCUGGCGCUACUGGCUUCAAGGAACCGGGCUUCCCAGUGACGUCAUACCAGAAACUUCCGGUUCCCGCGUUUGGAGUUGGACUGUCACGUGCCGGGUCUUCCAGUGCUCGCUUGGCUCCUGCGGGCUUCUAAUCGAGGGGCUGGUCCUCUGGGAGGACCGAGCAGAAUCUUCAGCAGCCUUCAUCCCUGUUCAAAGAUCAAACUCCAUAAAACCAUCGAGUUUGUGCCUUAUAACACAGGAGAAAAGCAGAAGAGAAUAAAAAGGCACUCAGCUAGCCAGUGUUGCCUAAGGAACUAGGUAAUUCUUCAGACAGUUGUCAUGGGUAUUCGAGGACUGAUGAGUUUUGUAGAAGAUCACAGUAAUGAGUUCUUCAUUGAUUUGAAGUUGCGAGACACAAAAAUUAUCAUUGAUGGCUAUGCUCUCUUCCACCGGCUUUGCUUCAAUUCAAACUUGGAGCUUCGGUAUGGAGGGGACUAUGAUUCUUUUGCAGAUGUUGUACAAAAAUUCUUCGAAUCACUGUUUGCUUGUAAUAUAUGUCCAUAUGUUGUAUUAGACGGAGGAUGUGACAUUUCAGAUAAAAAGCUUACAACUUUAAAGGACCGAGCUAGAGAGAAGAUCCAGAUGGCCCAUUCCCUUUCUGUUGGUGGGGGUGGAUAUGUCUGUCCCUUACUCAUCCGGGAAGUAUUCAUACAGGUUUUGAUCAAGCUGCACGUAUGUUUUGUCCAGUGCUUUUCAGAAGCAGAUCGGGACAUUAUGACACUGGCUAAUCAUUGGAAUUGCCCCGUGUUAUCAUCAGAUAGUGACUUUUGCAUUUUUGACCUGAAAUCUGGGUUUUGCCCAUUGAAUAGCUUUCAGUGGAGAAAUAUGAACACUCUUAAGGGCACACGAGAGCACUAUAUCCCUGCGAAAUGCUUUUCCCUGGAUGCGCUCUGCCAUCACUUCAGCAGGAUGAAUAAAGCUCUACUACCUCUCUUUGCGGUGCUGUGUGGAAAUGACCACAUUAACCUGCCCAUCAUGGAGACAUUCUUAAGUAAAGUACGUCUUCCUCUUGGAGGCGCCAGUUCUAAGGGGAGGAGACACCACCGAGUUCUGGGACUUCUGAAUUGGUUGUCUCAAUUUGCUAACCCCACUGAAGCACUAGAUAACGUUCUCCAAUAUCUCCCCAAAAAGAAUCGAGAAAAUGUUAAGGAACUUCUCUGCUGUUCCAUGGAAGAAUACCAGCCAUCCCAGGUGAAGCUGCAGGACUUCUUCCAGUAUGGUGCUUACGCCUGUCCAGACGCCUUGAACCUGGCUUUACCGGAAUGGGUACUGGUGGCUUUGGCCAAAGGUCAGCUAUCUCCUUUCAUCAGCGAUGCUUUGGUGCUAAGACGGACCAUUCUUCAGACACAGGUGGAAAACAUGCAGCAACCAAGUGCCCACAGAAUCUCUCUGCCCAUCCGGCAAACCAUCUAUGGGCUGCUUCUGAAUGCUUCUGCACAUCUAGAAAACACGUCCUGGAAUGCACUGCCUCUUCAGCGUCUAGCUUUCAGCGAAGUGGAAAGGAUUCAUAAAAAUAUCAAAACAUCAAUUGUUGAUGCGGUAGAAGUGCCCAAGGAUCAUUCGGACUUAAGCACAUUGACUGAGCUCUCCUUGGCUAGAAGGCAGAUACUUCUGUUAGAAACACUGAAGGUGAAGCAGGCCGUUCUGGACCCAAUCCCUCCUUCACUGAAGCUGCCCAUUGCUGUCAGUUGCUACUGGUUGCAGCACACAGAGGCCAAGGCAAAGCUACAUCAUCUACAGGCCUUACUGCUGGGGAUGCUGAUGGGGCCCUUGCAUGCCAUAAUCCACAGCCCUGGAAUUGUGGACCCCGCACCCAGGCAGGCUCAGUGCCUUGCUGCUCGCUAAUUGGUAAAAGGUGGGC